Molecule: messenger RNA, 3073 nt
Organism: Triplophysa dalaica
Lineage: Eukaryota; Metazoa; Chordata; Actinopteri; Cypriniformes; Nemacheilidae
Gene: gabra2a
Product: gamma-aminobutyric acid type A receptor subunit alpha2a
Exons: 10
Coding region: 164-1657 (497 amino acids)
Biological process (GO): regulation of postsynaptic membrane potential; monoatomic ion transmembrane transport; synaptic transmission, GABAergic
Cellular component (GO): GABA-A receptor complex; neuron projection; dendrite membrane
Molecular function (GO): GABA-A receptor activity; benzodiazepine receptor activity; transmitter-gated monoatomic ion channel activity involved in regulation of postsynaptic membrane potential
Source: RefSeq, a predicted model, not a curated record
CGAGCACAACGGACGGAUUGGGUUUCUUAGCAACCAGGAUACGCCUUUACAUCAUGUCCAAGUAAAUGACCAAACAGGAAAACAUGUUCCAAGUAUUUACAGUCUCGCCGUGCAGCUCCAUAUGAAUUUGCGCGCAUACCUGGAGUUUCCGUGAGCAUCACGGAUGAGACAACGCUGGAAGCGCGAGCUUUCAGGGAAGCAACUUUACUCUUUACUUUUAGAAGCUGGAAUCGGUACAAAAAAGGUAAUUUUGAUCGAUCGAUAUAUCUACGUCUUUUAUCUAGUUUGGGACUACUCAACAAUGACUAAGCGAUGGGGUCAUUCGCAUGGAUUUUUGAUCUACCUUUCUCUGGUGGCUUUUUGGCGUGGACGCUCUGAUGCAGACGUGUCAGGCUCAGAUGCCUUUAAAAACAACAUUACACUCUUCACACGGAUUUUGGACCGACUGCUUGAUGGCUAUGACAACAGAUUGAGACCUGGUCUCGGAGAUCGAGUAACUGAAGUAAAGACCGAUAUCUACGUGACCAGUUUUGGGCCAGUAUCAGAUACAGACAUGGAAUACACAGUGGAUGUGUUUUUCCGCCAGCGCUGGACAGACGAGCGUCUGAAGUUUCACGGGCCAAUGAACAUCCUGCGUCUCAACAACCUGAUGGCCAGUAAAAUCUGGACUCCAGACACUUUCUUUCACAACGGCAAGAAGUCGGUGGCGCACAACAUGACUAUGCCCAACAAACUUUUGCGCAUUAUGGAGAACGGAACUCUGCUGUACACCAUGAGGUUGACAGUGCAAGCUGAAUGUCCAAUGCAUCUUGAGGACUUUCCAAUGGAUUUCCACUCCUGUCCACUAAAAUUUGGCAGCUAUGCUUACACGUUAACAGAGGUCACAUACGUUUGGAAACGUAAUGCCACCUUAUCUGUGGAAGUAGCUCCAGAUGGAUCUAGACUCAACCAAUAUGACCUAAUGGGGCAGACUGUCGGUAAGGAAACCAUCAAGUCCAGCACUGGUGAAUAUACAGUGAUGACGGCCCAUUUCCAUUUGAAGAGGAAGAUUGGAUACUUUGUCAUUCAGACAUACCUGCCCUGCAUUAUGACAGUCAUCCUAUCUCAGGUCUCUUUCUGGCUCAACCGAGAAUCUGUCCCGGCACGCACAGUUUUUGGUGUGACUACAGUGCUUACGAUGACCACUCUGAGCAUCAGCGCUCGCAACUCUCUGCCAAAGGUGGCCUACGCAACGGCCAUGGACUGGUUCAUCGCCGUGUGCUACGCUUUUGUGUUUUCUGCUCUCAUUGAGUUCGCCACAGUAAACUACUUCACCAAGCGCGGUUGGGCAUGGGAUGGCAAGAGCGUUGUCAAUGAUAAGAAAAAGGAGAUAUCUGUUGUGAAAAAGAAUAACGCUUACGCGGUUGCUGUGGCAAACUACGCACCCCACAUCGCUAAGGACUCGGCUCUGCCCACCAUCUCUAAGAGCGCAACAGUGGAGGCCAAUAAAACCCAGCCGGUGGUUAAAGAGGCGAAGAAGACCUUCAACAGUGUCAGCAAGAUUGACCGUAUGUCGCGCAUCAUCUUCCCGGUGCUUUUUGGCAGCUUUAACUUGGUGUAUUGGGCCACAUAUCUCAACAGAGAACCUGUUAUUAAAAACAUGAUCCCGUCUCAAUGACCCAUUAUCUAAUAUAUGAUCACACGCAGUGAUAAAAACAAAACCUGUGGUGUGUUAAAAAAGUAUUUCGUACAGUUUCCCUAGUGUCAUCAUUUUUAAGCCUGUCUUAAAAACAUCUUGAAACCUUUACACUGCCAGGAGCUGAAAGCAUCUUUAAUAGCACAAAUGAAUUUAUUUUCACAACUUUAUUUUUCUAUGUUGUCGGUGGUUUCUGAGUAUAAAAUUGAUUAUUUCGGUUUGUCUUUCUAUGCACUCUUUGUGCCUUUUAUAUUUAUGUAUGUUAUCUUAUUAUGCAUCAAAUUUAUAUUUAUACACCAAUCUCCAUUUUAAGUGAUAGUUAGUAACCAAACAUAUCUCAUCCCUCAUUUACUCCCAUAGUAUUUAUUUCCCCUUAUAUGGCAGUAAAUGGGGAAUGAGAUCUGUUUGGUUACUGACAUUCUUACAAAUAUCUUUAUUUGUGUUCAGCAGAACAAAGAAAUGUAUACAGGUUUGGAACAACUCGAGCCCGAGUAAUUGAUGACAGCAUUUUCGUUUUUGGGUGAACUGUCCCUUUAAGGAGGAGUGUGUAUAUGUUAAUAUUGCGGCUAAAUUAUCUCAUAUUAUUUCAGAUGUUCCUCUUUGUCAUGUUAAAAAUGCUUAAAAAUCAAAAUAAUAUAUGUCACAGCUAAACAACAAUAUGGAAGACAGUUAACCGAACCUUUAAAUUGACUGAUGUAGCGUUGAUGUAGCAUAGUCAGUUAAAUAUGGCACUUAACGUUCUUAGUUGACAUAUGUUUAUAUAUUAGCUUUUAUGAAGAUAGACACCAUUGCGCUUGAGCAAUUUAAUUCAGCGGCCUAUUUGUAAACACAAGCAAUGCAUCAACAAACAGCGUGCGCAUUGUUUAAUGAUUUAUUGAUUUUGUUUGAAGCACCCGAUGUAUUGUCUCAUCAAGUAUUGGUGGUGUUAAGUGGACACUUUGAUCAGUGAGCACAGUCUGCUGUGAAAUUUGCACUCUAUUUAAGCCACAUCGGUUCGGUCCAUGUCGAGUGCACCGCUGCUGGACAUUCAAAAUCAUGUGGGUACAUUUAGAUUUUGCUUGUGGUUAGGAUGAAACUAACACGGGUAUACCGAAAUCCAACUGUGUGUGGGCACUGUUUAUAGAUGUGUGAAUAUGUUGGUCUUACUGUAUAUGUGGCGAAAUGAUAAAGCUUCUAAGGUCACUGCCAAAGUACUUGGCCGGAGAUGUUCACAGUUACGUGUUAUAAUGUUGUUUAUAAUUCAGUAUAUUCUGUACAGACAAGGUACUGGGCUUUAUAAUGUGAUGUGUGCCUAAUGAUCCAAUGGAAACCAAAAUUUCACUUUAUUUAUUAUAUGCUAAAUAACACAAUCUGUCAUGAACAAUCACGUCAUGUGUACUUGCUUGAAUGAGCUACUAU